AUGGGCGGAUGGACCAUGCCUAUGUGGUGCCAUCUCUUUGUUCAAACGCUCACGGAAGCUGCUCGCGUGUGGUUUAACAGCCUCCCAACUGGAAGAAUAAAAUCAUGGAUCGAUUUUCAGGAACAAUUCCUAGCCCACUUCAGCCAGCAAAGGCGAUACAGGCGCGACACAGCUGAAGUUAUGGACAUUUGGAGACGAGAAAAUGAAGGUUUGGAAGAUUUUAUCACUCGCUUUAACAAGGAGUGCUUAGAAAUUGGUGGAGUGAGCAAAGAUCUGAUGCGCGCCCACUUGAAGAAGGCAAUCCGUUGUGAUAGUCUAAUCCAGACUAUCACAGGCAGAGGCGAGGAUCGUUACUCGAGAAACAAUGCGUGCGAAUCUAACAGGCGCAACAAGCACAAAAACCCUGGCGGGAAACCAAGCAGUACGUCCAGUGGUUAUGAAGAAAGGCCUCGAUUCAAGGAGGAUACGCGCGAUGCAAUCGAUCGAAUCGGUUACCGCAAGGCGUUCAAGAACGAAAAUAGAGAGAAGCACUGGACUCCGUUAAUCAAGACACCUAAGGAGGUUCUUAUGACGGAGAAUCAUGAUUUCAAAGCUCCAAAGCCAAUGUCAAACAAGAAGGGUCAAGACCCUAAUCUUUAUUGUGACUUCCACAAGGAUAGAAGCCAUCUGACUGAUGACUGUAUCCGUUUAAGACAGGAGAUUGAGAAAGCUCUUAAAAGUGGCAAGUUGAGCCACUUAGUAAAGAACGUGCGCAAGGAGACGCUCCAGAUUCAAAGGAAUGAUGAAGGGGGUCAGAAGAAAGUCCGCAGGUUGGAAACACACAUGGUCGACGGACAAGAAAGAGCAUGA
Helianthus annuus (common sunflower) is the source of this 849-nucleotide messenger RNA. RefSeq lists its product as uncharacterized. The transcript has 2 exons. The coding region runs from base 1 to 849 and encodes 282 amino acids. The record is from RefSeq and is a predicted model, not a curated record. Lineage: Eukaryota; Viridiplantae; Streptophyta; Magnoliopsida; Asterales; Asteraceae.